AUGUCUAAUCUCUCCUUCAAGUCUGAAUUUUUGCUGCUGGAAUUCUCAGAGGUCCGGGAACUGCAGAUCUUACACUCCCUGGUAUUCCUGGUGUUGUACUUGGCAACCAUGAUGGAGAAUCUUCUCAUCAUUGCCGCAAUAGCUGUUGACCAUCACCUGCACACUCCCAUGUACUUCUUCCUCAUGAAUUUGGCCAUUCUGGACAUUGCUUCUAUUUCUGUCAUCAUACCCAAAUCGAUCGCCAAUUCCAUCACAGGCAGCAGGUCGAUCUCUUAUUCUGGAUGUGCCGCUCAGGUUUUCCUUUAUUUCUUAUUUGAAACCACAGAUUUUGUCAUUCUGACUGUGAUGGCGCGUGAUCGCUAUGUCGCUAUCUGCAACCCACUGCAAUAUGAGACAAUUAUGCACAAAGCAGCCUGUGUUCAAAUGGCUGGCAGCGCGUGGAUUGCUGGUUUUCUCAAUGCUGCGAUGCAUACGGGUAGCACGUUUUCUCUGCAUUUCUGCUCUAAUGUUGUGAAUCAGUUCUUCUGUGAAAUUCCUUCACUGCUGAGUAUUUCCUGUUCAGACCUGUACCUAGUUGGAGUGGGACUUCUUGCAUUUACUUCUGGCUUGUCAUUAGGCUGUUUCAUUUUUAUCAUUGUAACCUAUGUACAAAUCUUCACUGCAGUACUUAAAAUCCCUUCAGUACAUGGUCAGAGAAAGGCCCUUUCUACUUGCAUCCCCCACCUCACUGUUUUCUGCCUGUUUGAGACCACUGCUGUCUUAGCCUAUACAAGGUCCCCAACUAAUUCUUCAUCAGGCCAAGACCUAGUCAUUGCUAUUAUAUAUACCAUGGUCCCACCCUUAAUGAAUCCAGUGAUCUACAGCAUGAGGAACAAGAGCAUAAAGGCUGCACUAUGGAAACUAUUGGGUAUCGGGCAUUCUUUAGAUAGUAUUUCCAGAAUUGCCCUGUGA
Messenger RNA from Euleptes europaea (tarantolino), 951 nucleotides. RefSeq names its product olfactory receptor 14I1-like. The coding region runs from base 1 to 951 and encodes 316 amino acids. Gene Ontology annotation, molecular function: olfactory receptor activity; odorant binding; G protein-coupled receptor activity. Gene Ontology annotation, biological process: G protein-coupled receptor signaling pathway. Gene Ontology annotation, cellular component: membrane. The transcript has a single exon. Lineage: Eukaryota; Metazoa; Chordata; Lepidosauria; Squamata; Sphaerodactylidae. The record is from RefSeq and is a predicted model, not a curated record.